This is a messenger RNA of Aspergillus candidus, 1237 nucleotides long. Its product is annotated as DNA glycosylase. Gene Ontology annotation, molecular function: mismatch base pair DNA N-glycosylase activity. Gene Ontology annotation, biological process: base-excision repair, AP site formation. The transcript has a single exon. NCBI's taxonomy places the organism in Eukaryota, Fungi, Ascomycota, Eurotiomycetes, Eurotiales, Aspergillaceae. The record is from RefSeq and is a predicted model, not a curated record. The coding region runs from base 97 to 1137 and encodes 346 amino acids.
AGUAUUACCAACUCACCAUCGGUGGUCUACCAAACGUCUGCUCUCUACACGCGAGUAACACUGCUCAACCAGACUACCGGCGUGUCAAUCCGCGCAAUGUCCUCCGGACCACCAAUCGCAAUGGAGAACGGCCUCCAACACGACGAUAACGACGUCCCCGUCAACAAGACGACCACCUUCAACGGACGACUAAACCAAUACUUCCACACCUCCAAACUAGUCACCAACGCAGAAUUACCUCUGUCAAAAGCCGCAUCGUCCGACCUCCCCACCCCAGCGCCAACACCAUCCAUCGACCCUGGCCCGCGCAAACGCAAGACCCAAGACGGAGACACCACCGGUAGAGAAACACGCCCUCGAGAGCGCAGCAAACGCCGCUCAAAGGCACCAACACCAGCCUCUCCCACCACACGCAUGGUGACGCGCUCUCGAUCCGCGCCUCUCGCCUCACCAUCACCAUCUUUACCAACACCACCAACAACAGCAACACCCCCCAGCCAACCAACAACCCCCACCACCCCAUCCACCCCCAGAAACAGCAAAAUCAACAGCACCAGCAACUCCCUCCUCCGCGACACCAUCCCCCCAAACCUAACCCUCCUCCUCGUCGGCGUCAACCCCGGCAUCCAAACCGGCCUAACAGGCUUCGCCUACGCGCACCCGUCCAACCUCUUCUGGAAACUUCUCCACGCUUCAGGCAUAACGUCCAUCCGGCACCCCCCCUCAGACACAUACCGGCUCCCCGCAUUGUACAACAUCGGCAACACGAACAUCGUAGAGCGCGCCACGCGCGACGCAGCGAUGCUCACCCGCGCGGAAAUGAACGCCGGCGUGCCCGUCCUGGAAGCGAAGGUCGCGGCGCAGCGGCCGGAGGUUGUCUGUCUUGUUGGGAAGAGUAUCUGGGAGGCGGUGUGGAGGGUGAGGCGCGGGAGGGCUAUUCGCAAGGAGGAGUUCCGCUAUGGGUGGCAGGAUGAGGGGGAGAAUAUGGGGCGCUCGGAGAAGUGGGGCGGUGCGAGGGUUUUCGUUGCUACUACUACUAGUGGGUUGGCGGCUGGGAUGAGUAGGGCGGAGAAGCAGGCUGUCUGGGAUGAGUUGGGGGAGUGGGUUGUGCGGAAGAGAGAGGAGCGUGGUGGUUGAAGAGUUAGCUUUCUCUCUCUUUUCUUUUUCUCUUUCGUCUACACAAGUGUAUAAAAUAUCAAGACCUAUCCAUAUAGAAUUAACGACCAGCAUAUCACAC